GGAGUGGGUCGCUGUCAGUCCGGGUCCCUCAUGCUAAACACCGUCCGCCUCCCCAGCUCCCUGUCUGCUGGGACACCGCCGUCAUAUUGGCUGCCAGGAACAGGAACGACCACGGCAGAGAAGGAGAAGACCCGACCAUGAAAAAGAACGGGCUUUUGCGGGAAUCUUUUUUAGCCAUUAAUUGAAUCCACUGUGUUAAAUUUAAGCCCUUAUUUCCGCGUCUUAAGGCGUCCGGAAAUGAACCCGACAAGUAUCCGCGUACAUUUCUCGCUUUUCUCCGACACCGUGGACCGCAAGGGGGAUAUGUGCCUGACUUCUCUGGAUAGCCAUUUUUUGCAGACAAAGAGAGCUGUUGAGUAGGGGUUUCUAAAAGACACAAAGGGUCCAGGGGGCUCCUAUCGAUGGAGAAAGUGGGAAAGAUGUGGAGCAACCUGAGGAGCAAAUGCCAAACACUCUUCCACAGCGACAGCUCUGGGCCCAGUGAAAGCAGCAUUGAGGCAGAUGCCGUCCACUGUGUGGUGGAUCUCGGGCAGGGAGGCAGCUCGUGUGAGGCCCAGGCUUCUGGCACCUCCAGUCCAUCUAGGAGCCUUCUACCACUCCCAAUGGUAACAGCAGCCGGGCGCCGCCAUCACAACUGUGUGUCCGAUAUCCCUCAGAUAGUAGAGAUCACUAUCGACAAGGACACUGAGGAUGUGCGGGGCGGACCAGGGGGUGUUCCCCUGACUCGGAGAGACUCAUAUUCCCGCCAUGCUCCGUGGGGGGGCAAGAAAAAACACUCAUGUUCCACCAAAACCCAGAGUUCCCUGGAAGCAGACAGGCGGUCUGGGCGCUCACGGGGGAGCGGGGGCCGCAGGGAUAGGCGCUACGGAGUCAGCUCCAUCCAGGAGAUGGGUGACUCUGUGUCAGGAGGGCGCAGUCUGAGUGCUCGCUCCCUGCGCCAGCGGCUCAGCGACACAGUAGGUCUUUGCCUCCCUCUGCCUCCUCGCCGACGCUCCCGUUCGUCCAAGACCCCUGUCACCUCCAAACGUAAGAUCCACCUGACAGAGCUCAUGUUGGAGACCUGCCCUUUCCCACCGGGCUCGGACUUGGCACACAAAUGGCACCUGAUCAAGCAGCACACGGCGCCGGUCAGCCCGCAUUCCUCCACCGCCCUGCUAGACGCCUUCGACCCUGCCCACCCCUCUCCUGAGGAUGAGGAGGAGCGUCUGCGUGAGCGCCGCAGGCUCAGCAUCGAGGAGGGCGUGGACCCACCACCUAAUGCUCAGAUCCACACCCUGGAGGCCUCAGUGCCAGGCUCCUCUCUCUACAAACUGGGACCAAAGAUGGCUCCCGGCAUGGGAGAGGCCUCCGGGGAGGGCCGGGGCUCAGCGGCCAGCUGCUCCGGCGCUGCUGGGUCGUCGGGGGCCUGCGGGCAGGUGCUGGGGGCUGCGGCGUCAGCCCAGGACUGUGACUCUGAGGAGGACUCAACCACCCUCUGUCUACAGGCCAGGAGGCCCAAGCAGAGGCACGCCUCUGGGGACGGCCACCUGAGCCGGCAGCAGCAGGGGCCCUGGAAGGUUCACACCCAGAUCGACUACAUUCACUGCCUGGUGCCGGACCUGCUGCAGAUCACAGCUCUGCCCUGCUACUGGGGUGUGAUGGACCGCUAUGAAGCCGAGGCGCUGCUGGACGGGAGGCCAGAGGGCACCUUCCUGCUGCGCGACUCGGCCCAGGAGGACUACCUCUUCUCUGUUAGCUUCCGCCGUUACAACCGCUCGCUGCACGCCCGCAUCGAGCAGUGGAACCACAACUUCAGCUUCGACGCCCAUGACCCCUGUGUUUUCCACUCGUCCACGGUCACGGGGCUGCUUGAGCACUAUAAGGACCCCAGCGCCUGCAUGUUUUUCGAACCGCUGCUCACAGCACCUCUCCACCGGACCUUCCCCUUCGGCCUGCAGCACCUGGCGCGCGCCGCCAUCUGCCGCUGGACCACUUACGAUGGCAUCGGCGCUUUGCCGCUGCCCCCCGCCCUGCAGGACUUCCUCAAGGAGUAUCACUACAAACAGAAAGUACGAGUUCGCUGGCUGGAGAGGGAGCCGCCUGUCAAGGUCAAAUAGGGCGGGGCUUCCCCAUGGCCUGUACACACACUGCAGGAGGAUUACAAAACAUUGAGGAACUCCCCAUUAGCCAAUCAGGAGAGGCCAUACUGACAUGGCUCUCCAUCCGGUGGGGGAUGGAGUUUAGGUGAAAACGAGCUAUACAAGAUUCAUUCUAAUCUCUUUGUUUUAGUUAUUACUUACAUCACAGAAAAUACAUGAUUAUAUUCAGUAUAACGCUGUCUGGCAAGCACAUGUUUUAGUGUUGAACAGGUUUUUCGACUGGGAGGGGAAACACAAAAAUCAAAAGUUUUUGUGAGUUUUUUUCCUCUCCUGCUUUGUGCUAAGUGUCUGCCUGAUCCCACAACAUCACCCUGCCUGUAGACCUGCCUGCAUGCCGCCCCCGUUCAUCCCAAAUCACUAGUUAGGCCCACAUGGCUAGCUGUGUUGUACAGUUCACUUUGUGCUUUCUGUAUUUUUUUUUUUGUUGUUUUCCUUUGCUUGACAAAGCGCCUAGCGGAGCGCCGGCCCAAGAGGGUUUUGACAUGUGUUGGGUUGAGAGGGCGUCUGGAGGUGCUGUUGGCAAACUGCAGUCAGAUUGUCCCAUGGAUAGAGCUACAUAGGAACAUCCCGCCGUCUCUUUGCGUGGAGUGGAGCUGAGAGAGGGACAGAUGCUGAGAGGGUCCGCACAGUGCAGGGCGAUGCAUCAGGUGCCCGCAGGGGAACUGGGAAAUACAGUUUAGUCCGUAGGAAUGAAUACUUCCUCCUUCGACAGGAAAUAACUGAUGAAUCUGUCUGCUGCCUCUCUUUUAGCGAGCAAGCUAACCUUGUCAGCUUUCUUCCCACUGAGCGGCAGCGCUUAUGUAACCGAGGGACGGCUCCUGUGGAAAGAUUGUGACAAUUCUUGCCAUCGUAGUUUUUAAAAGCAGUCUGUCAGUUCUUCACUGGCCACAGGCACUUUAUCUCUGUGCAUGCAGUUGUGUAUACACGCGCACCCACAUACACACCCACAACCAUACACACAGUGAAGUCUCCCCGUCUGAGAUUUGGUUCCCAGGGUAACUGUCUGGUGUCUUUAUGGACUUGUUUUAUGACUUUAUAGUGUCUAGGAGUUUUCCCUCUCUUCCCCUUGUGCGACUCUUUCAGUGGCAUCUGACUUACUUGAUACUUUGACCCCAUGAAUCUGAGUUGGUUAUUUUCCUUCACCAGAAACUUAUACCAGUGGUGCUAGCUGUGCAGCUUGGGUUUAAUAAGGAUUUUAAUGAGCCCUUCCAGGGGAACUGAGGACAAACGCAGAACGUUCCCCUCACAGAUCUGACGAGUGCUACUUGAGGACAAGUAAUCGACUGAAAUUGAACAUUUCAAAGUGUCCUUUCAGCCGUGACUGUAAGGUAGAAGCUUGCUGACACUAAUAGGGAGGUUUUCUUGGGAACAGUGUUUUUCUGGGGAAGUGAUUCCUUAUAGUGAAAAAUCCUAAAUAUGGAGGGCAGCUAACCUCACAUGACAGCUCAGAGACUUUACAAGAGCUGGCCUGCAAGGUUAGUGAAUUGCCGCUCCCAGGAUUAGACCACAGCACAUUUUCUUCUCAGUGCGUAAUGUUUCUUUUACACAGCUUUGAUAAAGACACUGUUGAAAUAAUUAUGAAGAGCACUGUGUUGAGAAGAAAGUGAUGUUGCAGUCUGUUCUUGGCGGAUGUGCUUCCUCUCGUUUGGGACUUGUUACUAUGAAGGUUCAUUGUUGACUUUUGUCAAACCCGAGAAAUUUCCUCUGUGCUUGGCUGUGUGUGUGAGUCUGACUGUGCAGGCAGCGCUUAUCUUGUAGAGGAUUGGCAAACUUUCACCCAGUUAUCUCGAUUAUGUAAUCUGAGUGAACUCAGUUAUGCGACCUACACACUGCUGGCUAGCUGGUCAUUUCCACUGAGUUUGCAGCAUGAAGAGAAAAUACAACUACGUGUAACCUAUGUGCCUUUUAGAGAGCCAUUCGUCUUUUUACCAGAAUAUUCAGUUGCUUUUCAGUCCAAACCAGGAGCAUGAAAUGCUCCAGCGCGGCCCAUCCGGAUGCCAGUUAACGAGACUGAAGAGAAUAAUAAUGAAGAGGUGCAUGAGCUCUGAGCUCAACUUAUUAUUCAUGGUGCACGUAAAAUUUUUGUAAAAAAAGAAAAAAAAAAGGUUUUAGUGGUGCUAUGUUGGUUAAACUAGGGGGAUUAAUGUAAUGGUUUUAGAGUUGUUACACCUCUUUUUACUCACAAAUGCAUGUGUCCGUCUCCACCGCCAUGUUUUUUGGCUUCUGUACUGUAAGUUUUGAAAAUUGCUUUGGUCUUUAGUGGGUCCAAUGCCAGCCCAAUUGUAGCAUCUUGCCUGUGCAAGAUAAUCCUGUUUGUCCACACCUCACAUGAAUAGAUUCAUUUGAUGUCCACAGUUUGAACACAUCCUAAUGGGAGGACAUACAGGCCAAACACACAAACAUGAGGAGUUGAAUCUGAAGAAUCCUUUGUCUGACAGCGGCAGUGCUCAGGUCAGGCCUCGGUAAAACGUUGCAUCUUAAUCAUGAGUGAAGACACGUUACCCGGCUCUCCAAGAAAUGAAAUGAGUUUUUAAUCAAACUCUCGGUGUCAGUGUGGCUGUGGGAUGAUGAGGUGGGUGGAGACGAGCAGCAGCUCCCGCACUGCAUUUAGAGAGAUUUUUGUCUCGUGUAUAAUAAGGGUUACAUGUCAAAAAGGAAAGUAUAGCCGAAACUCACUUGAGAUCAUGAGCGUUGGAAAGGUUCGUUUAACCUCAGACGGAUAUGAACUGGUGUGCAUUUGUAUGUUAAAAGGUUAUCAUUCUCAUUGUCAAAGAUGAAUCAUGAACAACGGAUAUCAGUUCAACUUUUAUUUUCCUCCUUCAUGAUUGAGUCUGACCAAAAGCUCUUCAAAAAAAACAAACAAACAAACGAAAAAAAAGCUCUUGCACACGGUUAACCUGUAUGAACUAGAACCGCUCGUCACUGCGUCUCCGCGGUGUUCAACUCGAGCUAAAUUAUAUUUCAACAACUGAACAAACAUUUCAAGUGAAAGCCUGUUCCAUUUCAGAUACAGGCUCCACUUUUUUGGUUAACAACAGCAACAAAAAAAAAAAAAAAAAAAGCAUUCAUGGCAAAGACUGAGAAACCUUCUGGCACUAUCCAGCUUGAAACUCUGCUAAACCGCCCUCUUUCUGCCAAACCCACUCUGGUUCUGUCACAGCAUACUCAUGAAAAACGACUGAUUUUUUGUCAUGCAGGUGGUAAAAGAUUGAUGAAGAGGGUUUGGGUGUUAAAUUGCAACACAUCUCAUUGUCCCGCAUUUGCCCUCUCCUUUAUUUGGUUAAAAACCCGUCGUUACGCACCCAAACAUUCGAGUCCGAAACAUUUCCCUCUGCCCUGCACUUUGUUUUCCGAAAGCUUGAAUAUUGCAUGUCUCGUCGCCCGUUUGUGUUUUUUUUUAAAAAAAAAAAGUACAGUAGGGGCCGAAGUGACUGUUAAAGGGGCGGGGGGGAAAAAUAAAAAAAAGAAGUUGACAUUUUAAGUCACUCGCAUGUGCACUUUUCUGUUUCAGGACUUAUCGCAUCCACACUGUAAAAACCACACAAACACGCACUCUGUCUUCCUCCUUUUGCCACCUGUCCGUCACCGCCGCCGCCGCCGCCUCGCGCUCGCAGACGACUCCUGGCCGCGCCCCACCCUGCCCGCGGGCGCUAAUCACAGGCUAAUUUUACCGCGCCGGGAUCUAAAUUUACCGAGGCACUAAAAGGGCCACUCUGUGUUGCCUAAUGGGUGCUGUGGGACUGAAGGAGACGGUUUCUCUCUCCCUCUCUCUCCCUCUCUCUCUCUCUCUCUCACCUCUCUUUUUUUUCUUUUCCUAACCGCAUCCUCAACAUCACUCUGCUGAUGCGGGGAUACGUGUCGGGGGAGAGCGGACUUAAGGCCUGUUUGUCCACCCGCCCGCCUGCCCCCUCCCUCCUCACCUCACUUCACCACACCCCGCCCGCCCCCCCACCCACCCAACACAAACCACGCAGCCCUGUUAGCGAGAUGUGAGGCUAAAGUUAGCAUUAAAGAGCGAGCGGGAGAGAGAGAGGCAGCGCCCGGCUCACACAAUGCCCCAUUGAGCGCCCCGGCUUCCUGUUGUGGGAACGGCGUGCGAGGUGGUGUGUGUGUGUGUGUAUAUGUAUGUAUGGGAGGGGGCGGGUUGUUGAAGUAAAUGGCACUUUAAUUGUGUAUUUGUAUUUUGUGUGUAUUUGCAAGACAGGGAUGAGCAUUUAGGAAAAAGAAAAAAAAAAAAAAAAAGUUGGUGGUCCUGGAUUAUUUCAUUUGUGUUCAGCCAUUGUGAGCUAUUUCAGCGGACAUGCUACAGACUUGGUGGUGUGUGUGUGUGUGUGUGGAGUGUGUGUGCGUAUAUGUGUGUAUGGACGGUGUUAGUUGGGUGGAGGGGAUGCAGAGUCGACUGUGAGGGGUGAUGACAGUGACCUCUAUGAACGACGCGCCUCCUCGUAGCCCCUCCCCCUUGAUGCAGCGACCCCCUUCAUUCUCAGGCAGGCCCGGUGCAAGGCGAGUCCCAGGACCCUCUCAACCCAGUUUUCCCCAUGGGAAAUAUCUGACAUUAAGCGUAGCACAUGUUUGCCGUAUGACCUGUAGAUUUUAGGAGAGAGAAGAAAGAAAAAUUGUAUGUCUGAUGAACGAUGUAACAGGAGCCUGAUGGAAAGACGUUUUUAUUCAUCUGUGGUGCAUCAACUGUAUCAAACACACAUUUUGCACACACGAUCACACUUCCUACACCUGCGCCACCCGAGAUAUUCACACACACACAUGCAUAUAAACACACACACCCUCCCCACCACCCCGCCCUAAACCAGGGAUGUGUAAACAUGGACCACAUUUAGCCAGCACCACCUCUAUGUGUGACUCCCCCACAAAGGGAAAAACAAAGAUAGGUGUUUACAUGUAUAUUCUAUGUUCUGAAGAAGAAAGAAAGAAAAAGAAAGAAAGAAAGAAAGAAAAAGAAAAAAAAUGCCGUGAAAUGAACUAUUUUGAACUUAUAUCGUUAUUAGUACGACACUAUUUAGCUGCACUAUGAGAGCCUUGUUUGUGGCGAGAAACCACUGGGUCUGGUCCCAACGAGAGACUGGCCGGUCCUGCCGCCGGCCGGCCGGCCGUCCCGUUGAAACCACAGCGACACCCGCCUGGAUCUAGGUCUUGAUACCCCCACCUUUCCCCCGCCCCUCCUCCUUCGUCCCGAUACGGCUCACGGUCUCACCACUUAGAGGACAAAAACUAAUAAUAAUAAUUUUAAACAAACAAAAAAAAAA
Myripristis murdjan (pinecone soldierfish) is the source of this 7399-nucleotide messenger RNA. RefSeq names its product suppressor of cytokine signaling 5b (gene socs5b). Gene Ontology annotation, biological process: phosphatidylinositol phosphate biosynthetic process; intracellular signal transduction. Gene Ontology annotation, cellular component: phosphatidylinositol 3-kinase complex. The transcript has 2 exons. The record is from RefSeq and is a predicted model, not a curated record. Gene Ontology annotation, molecular function: 1-phosphatidylinositol-3-kinase regulator activity. Bases 402 to 2096 code for a protein of 564 amino acids. Lineage: Eukaryota; Metazoa; Chordata; Actinopteri; Holocentriformes; Holocentridae.